AUGCACCUAGUCGAGGGUGGCUGUACCGCUUCCAGCAGCGCACAGGGCUGUGGUUUUCGCAAGCUCCCGCCUAAUACAACUGCCGUACUGCAGCCCAUGGACCAGGGCAUCAUUAAGUGCCUGAAGAAUGAGUACCAGAACAAGAAGCAAGCCGCGGAACUGGACCUGUUCUACAAGGGUGUUCCUUACACGCCGGUCGACGUUUACUCCGCCAUGAAGUGGUUGUCUGAAGACUGGAACAACAUAUCUGCUAAGACUAUUAGAAACUACACAAAAAUCCGACAAGAGAUUACUGCCGGCAUGAUUCAGUUCAUGUGGCAAGCUCAUCCUGAGUGA
Messenger RNA from Phytophthora infestans T30-4, 336 nucleotides. RefSeq lists its product as uncharacterized. The record is from RefSeq and is a predicted model, not a curated record. Gene Ontology annotation, molecular function: nucleic acid binding. Lineage: Eukaryota; Oomycota; Peronosporomycetes; Peronosporales; Peronosporaceae. The coding region runs from base 1 to 336 and encodes 111 amino acids. The transcript has 3 exons.